CUUUCCUACUGUCCCCGCCCAGAUUUUGGUUCGACCAUUUCAAGACAUCUUUUUCUCCACGGACAAGCUAAACAUUUCACAUCGCCUCCUGAGGAAUUUUAUCGCUUAUUAACGUGUACUAAUACAUAAAGUUGCAUUACAAAAGUAUUUCGAAAUGUUUUGUGAAAGUUUAUCGUCGACUUUUUGAAUUUUAAAAAAUGACGUUACGUUAUGAAAUGCUAAUUUUUUUCUUUACUCGCAACGUAUUCGUAGCUCGAUAUCUAGGCUAUAUAUGGACCGAUUUAAUCGAAAAAAGACCCUAAAUGAUGUUUAUGGGACAUCUAGGAGUGCCAAGAAAGAAGCUCGUCAAAGUACCCUGGCCGGCAUCAACCCGGAGGCGGUCAUCAGCAGACUGACCCUCCCAGAGUCGACGGCGACCAGCAUGUGGGGCGGCAGCGUGGAUCUCAGCCUGGAGGCCAACGCCAUCGCCCUCCGAUACCUGAGCGACCAGCAGCUCUCCAGGCUCUCUGUAGGGGGAGGGCAACAGCCCCCCAAGGCCCUUCCCAGGCUCAGCCCCUGCACACUGCUCUCAGAGAACCCCCCAACGGAGAAGAGCGCCAUGGGACUGAGCAGUAUUCUGUCUCCGAACAACAUGUCCUUUGCCACCCGCAAGUACAUGAAGAGGUACGGGCUGAUAGAGGAGGGGAGCGGGAGUGAGGAGGAGCAAUCGGAGAUGGGAUACACUGUACAGUUCCAUGUUCAACAGGAACAAGAAGGGCAAAGAGUGAGGGUUCUGAAGAACAUCACCAACGAGUUGCCCCACUCUGACCCUGUCAUCCCCCAGGCGCUGCAUGCAGACUCAAAGUCAGCUACUCAGAGACUUGCGUCCUAAAAUGCAGCUUUUGGCCCGCGGCGCCAAACACAGUCUGGAGAAAGAGAAUGGCGCCAAAUGGCGGCCAUCUUUAGGAGAAAUGCAGAGGAAGUGUCCUCAACCAGAAGGGUCGAUGGGAAAUUUCUUGGACCUAAGUAGACUUCGACAGUUGCCGAAACUCUUCUAAAGGACCACGGCAACUAAUGUAAAGGGAACUCAAAAUGACAAAUGAAAUGUAUUGUCGAAAUCCAUUGGGAUUUCCAUUUUGUUUCCUUAGUAAGAGGUUUUUUAAUGCUUCCAUACAGUUUUGUUUACACAUUUCAUUUUUUUAAUGCCUCUAUUUUAAUCUUCAUGGUGCUCAUUGUAAUGUAUACAUUUGUUUGUGACCACUGAUGUACAGAGACUGUUAGCGAAUCACGACAGUGCUCUUGGUCUUAUGAGCAAAAUUCUUUUCCUUCUACUACUACCACUUGGGUGUAGUGUUAUGAUUUAGCUCUUCAAUGGUGGCAGCCAGGUCAUUUUCUCUAUUUGAAUUUAAAGGGCUUUUGAUUUUCAACAUGCAAUGGAUGCCAAUUGUUUGAACCAUUUGAAGCUAUUUAAUUUACGUUUUGGCCGUUUAUUUAUAACCACUAUACCCAGUCUCCUGGUAAUUGAUGUGUACCUAUUUAUUUAGUCAAUGUUGGGCUUUUUUCAAAGUCUGACUACAUGGCGAAACAGACUAAAUUCAUGCCAAAUUUUUUUCCUUUCUUUUUUAUGUUGUAAAUAUCUAAGUUUCCUUCAUGCUAUAUUGUUUUUCUUGUGUUUGUACAUGAAAUGCCUUGAGCAUUAUUUCAAGUGUCUCAACUUGAACUUUCUAUUUAAAAUUGCCUCAAUAAAUAUGUACCUGAUUCAUAA
Oncorhynchus nerka (sockeye salmon) is the source of this 1744-nucleotide messenger RNA. Its product is annotated as SCL-interrupting locus protein homolog. Lineage: Eukaryota; Metazoa; Chordata; Actinopteri; Salmoniformes; Salmonidae. The transcript is spliced from 2 exons. The record is from RefSeq and is a predicted model, not a curated record. Gene Ontology annotation, cellular component: centriole; centrosome. Bases 272 to 871 code for a protein of 199 amino acids. Gene Ontology annotation, biological process: mitotic spindle organization; protein localization to centrosome; smoothened signaling pathway.